GUUGGGUACAAUGCGAAAGUUACAAGUUAGUGACUCUGGAUCUCACUUAAUAAAUAAAAGUGUGGCUAAAAUCAACUACAUUGUGACCUAAAUGGAAUUCAUGAAAGAGGAGACUCACUGUAUGACUUAUUUCAGUAAUUUGCAAGCACAAUCUUUUCACAAUCUACACGUUAAUUUAAACAAUCACUACGCGAAUGGCCGGCCGUUAUAGUCUGGGCUGAUGUGUAGGCGUACCCUGCCUGAUAACAUUGUUUUCCGUGAUCCCGUUUACAAAUCAUGAAAACCAUUGAAAACCCGGAAUGAGAAUGUUUCCAUGAUCAAAGGAGGAAGAUACCGAGAUGUCCACACAAGAGCUGUAUUGCAAGGGUGCCCGGGUGUGGGUACGUGACCCCGACAGUGUUUGGCAAGGAGGGGAGUUGAAACAGGACUACAAAGAUGGAGAUAGAGUUGUCAAUAUUGAACUGGAGGAUGGAAGUGAGAAAACCCUUCAACUGAAGAACAAAACUGACCUUCCUCCUCUGAGGAAUCCAGAUAUUCUGAUUGGUGAAAAUGACCUGACGUCUCUGAGUUAUCUCCAUGAGCCUGCAGUGCUCUUCAACCUCCACGAACGCUUCAUUCAAAACAAUGCCAUUUACACUUACUGCGGCAUUGUACUGGUAGCCAUCAACCCUUACCAGCAGCUACCACUUUAUGGUGAAGAUGUCAUCUACGCCUACCGAGGUCAGGACAUGGGGUCCAUGGACCCCCACAUCUUUGCCGUGGCUGAGGAAGCCUUCAAAAAGAUGUCCAGGUUUGAUCAGAAUCAGUCAAUCAUCGUCAGUGGGGAAAGCGGAGCAGGAAAGACUGUGUCUGCCAAGUAUGCCAUGCGAUACUUUGCUACGGUGGGCGGUUCCUCUGCUGAGACUCAGAUUGAGAAGAAGGUACUCGCAUCCAAUCCUGUCAUGGAGGCCAUCGGUAAUGCCAAGACGACGCGCAACGACAACAGCAGUCGCUUUGGCAAGUACAUUGAGAUCAGCUUCAACACUCAGCACCACAUCAUCGGUGCCAACAUGCGCACCUACUUGCUGGAGAAAUCACGGGUUGUCUUCCAGGCUGAAGAGGAACGCAACUAUCACAUCUUCUACCAGCUGUGUGCCUCAAGCCACCAGCCUGAGUUGGCACAACUCAAACUCGGUCACCCUGAUGAGUUUUUCUACACCAAUCAGGGAGAGAGUCCAACUGUAGACAGUAUUGACGAUAAAGCAACAUUUGAAGAAACAAAAGAUGCCCUGACAUUGCUAGGUUUUCAGGAAGACCACAUGACGCAGAUAUUCCGGGUAAUUGCUGCUGUCUUGCACUUUGGGAAUGUUGACAUCAGGCCCGGCGAUCAUGAGAGCAGUAAAAUAGAGAAGAACAAUGAGAGUCUACCAGUCUUGUGUGAGUUGUUGGGCAUCGAGGAGGUACAGAUGAAGAAAUGGCUCUGCAAUCGCAAGAUUAUUACAGUCCGUGAGAUCCUGACCAAACCGCUCACCGCAACCCAGGCUGUGUUCUCCCGAGACGCUCUAGCCAAGAGGAUUUACUCAGAGCUCUUCUCUUGGAUUGUGUCUCAAAUCAACAAGAACAUCCAAGCCACCUCUAAGGCCAAGAACUUCAUCGGUGUGCUGGACAUCUACGGGUUUGAGAUGUUCACCAUCAACAGCUUUGAGCAGUUCUGUAUCAACUAUGCAAACGAGAAACUACAGCAGCAGUUUACACAGCAUGUCUUCAAGUUGGAGCAGGAGGAGUAUGUCCGAGAGCAGAUUGAAUGGUCCUUCAUCGAUUUCUAUGACAACCAACCCUGCAUAGACCUCAUUGAGAAUAAAUUAGGCAUUCUGGACUUGCUGGAUGAGGAAUGUAUGCUUCCCAAAGGGUCGGACGAGAACUGGUGUCAAAAGCUGUACAAAAGCCUCAGUAAAAGCAAGCAUUUCUCCAAGCCGCGGAUGUCACAGUCUGCGUUCAUCGUUCAUCACUUUGCCGACAAGGUGGAGUACCAGUCAGACGGCUGUGUAGAGAAGAAUCGCGAUAACGUCAAUGAGGAACACAUCAACAUACUGAGAGGAAGUCAGUUUGAGUUUGUAGCCGAUCUUUUCCGGGAGAAGAAGGCAACUCAGGAAGUGCAAAGAAAAGCUGUGGUGAAGCCAGGCAUUGGACCAGCUGUGAAAGGCCAGAAAUCCUUCAAAUCAUCUGUCGGUAGCCAGUUUCGUGAGUCGCUCCAGUAUCUGAUGCAAAAGUUGAACUCGACCAUACCUCAUUAUGUCCGCUGUAUCAAGCCGAACGACACCAAGGCAGCAUUUGAGUUUGAGCCCAAGAGGGCAGUAGAGCAGUUGAGAGCUUGUGGUGUGUUGGAAACCAUCAGGAUUAGUGCGGCUGGCUACCCAUCCAGGUGGACCUAUGCAGAGUUCUUCACUCGUUACCGGGCACUGAUGAAACCCAAAGAAGUCAAUCGCAAAAACGUGCGGGGGACCUGCGAGAAGACACUAGCGAGAUUGAUACCAGAUCCUGACAAAUACCAGUUUGGUAAGACCAAGAUCUUCUUCCGAGCUGGCCAGGUUGCCUACAUGGAGAAGUUGCGUGCUGACAAGCUGAGAGCAGCCUGUGUCUUGAUGCAGAAGACAGUCCGAGGUUGGGUCCAGAAGAAGAAGUACAUGCGCCUACGCUCAGCCACUAUCAUCGUACAGAAGAUGGUCCGAGGCUUCUUGGCAAGGAGGUUAACCAGGCACAUGCGCCGCACCAAUGCCGCUACCUGCAUCCAGAAGCGAUGGCGGGGUUACCAUCAGCGGCAGAAGUAUCUCCACGUCCGUCAUUCCAUCGUCACCAUCCAGGCCUUCACCAGAGGCAUGUAUGGUAGACGGUACUACACCAAGGUGCUUCGCCAAGCCAGGGCCACAACAAUACAGAGGACGGUGCGCGGUUGGUUGGCUAGGAAACGAUACCACAAAGCAAGGAAGGCUGUGAUCCUGCUUCAGUGCUGCACUAGGAGAAUGUAUGCCAAGAGAGAACUCAAGAAACUCAAGAUUGAAGCUCGCUCGGUUGAACACUUGAAGAAACUCCAGAAGGGUAUGGAGAAUAAGAUUAUUUCCCUGCAGCAGAAGGUGAAUGACUUGACCAAGGAGAAGAAGGAGAGAGAGGAACAGGAAGCAGUCAUUGAGAAGCUGCGUACCCAGGUCAAGACCAUGGAGCAGACCCAGGCAGAAUCCGUCUCCCUCAGCAAGAGGCUAGCUGACCUGGAGCGGGAGAACGCCAAGCUACGGCAGGAGCUAGACCAGACCAUCCUGGAGAAAAACGAACUCCACGAUGAGAUGGGCAGAGUCCUACAGGAGCACAAAGAGGCUGUCAAACAAUUUCUCAAGGAGAAAGACAAACAAGAAGCCGAAAGCGAAAAGUUGAGGAAAGACCUGCAAGAGAAGGAGAAUCAGUUCAAGGAGUUGGAAGAGAGCUCAGAAGAGCGCAUCAAGCGGGAGGUUGAAGCCGCUCUGGAGGAGGUCCGUAAGGAGCUAGCUGAGGAGAAGGAACGGCACCAGAGGCUUCUCCAAGACUACUCACGAAUGGAGCAACGAUGCGACAACCUUAAAGAGGACCUGGAGGCGGCCCAGCAUCCACCCCAGUAUGCGCAUCACGUACGGACAGACAGUAGCGAGGGAGGGGAGUCAGGGUAUGGGACCCUGUCUACUAAUCGAGUUGAGGACGUGGAAAGUGUGGAGGAUGAGAUACAGGAGCAGGGUCAGGAAAAGGCCAGUAUGGACAUGAACGUCUUCCUCAAGCUGCAGCAAAGGGUGCGAGACCUGGAGAAGGAGAAGCGACAGUUCCAGCUCAAGUUGGAGAAGAGCCAGUCAGACUCCAGGACGCGGACCAGCACCAUUGAGGGGGACCUGGAUGCAUCGAAUGCUGAGUUGGUUGCUUACAAGGACGAGAACAUGGCACUCAAACAGGACUUGGAGAAUCUCCGGGACGCUGUCAAAAGUAGCUCACCUGAAGAUGAUAUCUUGACGGUGCUGACCAGCCAGGUGGCGGCAUUGGGUGAUGAGAACCACAAACAUAGACAGGAGAUACUCAGGUUAAAGACAGAACUGACCAAUCAGCAACGCCGAUGGGAGAACCGAUACAAUGGGGAGGAUUCUCCCGAUGGUGGUGUCAGCAAGGAGAAAGAACAUUUCAUCGAGGAAGAGAUUACUUCGCUCAAGGAUGACGGAAACAUAGAAGUGGCCUACAAAUCUCUGAAGAUGACAAACCAUCUGUUUGCUGCCCUCAAUGCCAGCCAGACUAGCUUGCGCGACACAGUCUCAAAGUACGGCAGUCUGGCCGAAAAUCACAAUGACCUGCUGGUAGGCAAAAUGUUAAGUGUACCAAGCGCUUCAGAAACGAGAAAAUCUGAAAUUUUAGAGAAAGAAAUUCAGGCGUUGAAGAAGAACCACGAGGUUGAGAUUAAGCAGUUGAAAGAAGCUUUGGAGAGUCUGAAGAAGGAUAAUGAUAGACAGCAAGAAAUCAUCGGACAGAGUCUUAAGAUGACACCAGAGGCUCGUAUCAACCAGACAGUCCAGCAUGAGAUAUCAAGGCUCACUAAUGAAAACCUGGAUCUUCUGGAGCAGAAUGAGUAUCUUGAGAAGCAGGUGAGGAAACUCAAGAAACAACUCAAGGUGGCAUACAGGAGAGUUACCAGCACCUUAGAGUCAUCAGCCACACCAACAUCUCUGGGCGAAACGCCGGCUGCAUCACACCUCUCGGCACCAGCCAACAUCAGUGACACGACUCACAUCGGGCCGGCCAACGUGAGGACAAAAGAACGAGAGAUCCAGGGCAUGCUGGAUUACAGACAGGAAGAUGACACCAAGAUCAUUAAAACGAUUAUCAUAGACUUCCAACCCAAGACUGCAGAGAAUCUGUUACCAGGGUUACCAGCCUAUGUCAUCUUCAUGUGUAUACGGCAUGCUGAUGAUAUCAACGAUGAUCGCAAAGUCAAAGCGCUGCUUACAGGUGUCAUCAAUGGAAUCAAGAAAACUGUCAAAAAACACUUUGAGGACUUUGAGUAUGUGUCUUUCUGGCUGACCAACACGAUUCGUUUGAUGCAUACACUCAAGCAAUACAGCGGUGAAGAGAACUUCUGCAAUCAGAACACACGUCGGCAGAAUGAUCACUGUUUACGGAACUUUGAUCUGUCGGAGUACCGUCAAGUCAUGAAUGACCUGGGAGUUCACAUCUACCAGAUGCUGGUUCACAUCAUUGAGAACAAGCUGUUGCCAAUGAUUGUCCCUGCUAUGCUUGAAAGUGACAGUGCUGGACUUACAACAAAACCCUCAGGUUUGAGAGGUCGGAGCGCUAGUAUGUCAGCCGAUUAUGAUGGACAGAAAAUAUCAAUAGACUCGUUAAUUAAACAGCUCACCACGUUCCUAACAGUCAUGAACAAUCACGGCACAGAUCCUGAGGUGGUCAAGCAGGCUAUCAAGCAGUCUUUCUACUUAAUAACUGCCAGUACUAUCAACAACAUACUACUCAGAAAGGACAUGUGUCAUUGGUCCAAGGGUGUUCAGAUCAGAUACAACAUGAGCGAAUUGGAGGAAUGGCUACGAAGCAGCAAACUGUUUGAUCACCGAAUGGAAGAGACCCUGGAACCAUUGGUCCAGAUAGCUCAACUGCUUCAGGUCAAGAAGCGAACUGACGAUGAUGUCACGCUGAUUUGUGAGACAUGCACAAAGCUUACCACAACACAGGUGGUGAAAAUUCUGAAUCUGUACACGCCUGACGAGUAUGAAAAGAAGACAGAAGUGUCGUUCAUCCGAAAGGUUCAGAGCAAGCUGGUAGGAAGGAUGGACCCUAAGAAAGAUGGACAACUCUUGAUUGACACCAAGUACACGUUCCCUGUCACCUUCCCUUACAAUCCAUCCUCGGUACUACUUAAUGAGAUCACCAUUCCUGACUCUUUCAAAUUGGACUGUGUCAAGCGAGUAUGAAGGAAUUCAGGCUUGUAGUUCGCAACAUCGUCCAUCUUCCACAGUUGCUGUUCUUAGCAUUCCGUCACUUUACUGGCCAGCUGAAGUCUCCUUCCUGGGAAAAUAUGCAUGUUUGGGAACAUUCCUUUAGAUUUUUGAAUAGCUGUUUUGCCGCCUUUGCUGAAAUUCUUAAAUCGGUACCCAUUUGCAGAUAGGAUGCAUUCAUAAACCUCAUCCACACAAAUACCCAUUCACAGAUAAGAAGCAUUCAUGAACUUAAUACACGCAAAUACGUGUAUCUUUUGAUUGGUCAGUUAGUGAAGUCAGCGCACUCUAGAUGCCCAGUUGUUGGUUGCUUCCACCCUGAAUGUGAUACACUCACAGCUGUAUUUAGGGAUCAUUCCUACCACUGUCUCCAUUUCCAACCCCCCUUAAAAAAGCAAACUGGAUUAAAAUGAAAGCCAGAUAAAGAGACUUUUUUUUAUCUUGGUUAAGUUGUGGUUGAUGUUAAGCCACUAAAGUAUCCGUCAGUCGUAACUUGGACUAUGCAAGAUUGGCAUGUUACAACUUACAUGGAGAGUUUAAGUUGACAAAAGGAUACAAUGCUGCUCAAGAAACCAAGAUCGGGCCAUCGAAAACUAGAUUCAUGUAAUAAAAUAGCUUUCCAAACUUACACCUAAGACCACUCCAUGAUGGUCACAGAGCAACUUCAAAUGUUCUCACUUAUUUGUUCUGUCUCGUAUCACAAACCCUGGAUGUCCCUUGACAAGUUGCAGAAUCCUAGCUUGUCUCAUACACAUUUAGCUCCACGAAGCAUUCACAGGUUUUGCACAUUGUGUCCUUCAGUCCAGAACACUGAACCAUUCCACAUCUUGCAAAGUCUAACAGAUUUCUGAAGAUUUCUCGGGGCCAAGGAUGGUAGAGCCCUGUUAAUAUUGAAAACAAAAAAAUAAAGAAUGUCUUAGUUCCUCGCAAAAGUGGAUUGUGGACUUGAGGUUACUUGUUAUGUAAUAAGUGAAUAUGCUAACAUUAGGCCGUCUCCACACUUUAUGUCUACAUGUAAAACACAGUUCAUUGUGAUAGCACUUGAAAGCAAAAAUUAUAGCAUCACAUAUCCCCCAAAAUGGAAUUACUGAAGGUAUAAAAUGGUGUGCCCAUUGAGCUGUAGCCAGGUAGGAUUGAAGCUCUUACCAGGUACAGAAAACAUUCUUCAAGUUUUCUUGUGGAAGAAGAAAGUUGAAGCAAUAUAUUUAUGGCUUCUGGGAAAGUGACAGGAACGUCUUGUCUUGGAUGUUUCCAUUUUUUGUAUUCACAUCUUCAUUUCUUUUGAGGCUGACAACCUAUCAGAGCGUAAAAAAUGUAGAAAUAGAAAUUGAGCCCUUCAAGUUAGUAUUCAUGAAUCUAGUUUAAAAUGAUAAAAGGAGCGUAAAAGGGCAGAGGGAAAACAUGGACAAUCUAAGUUGCGUUGGAGCCCUGGAAGACAUUCUGUGAAGUUACAGGGAGCCUUGUGCAUAAUGACAAGUCACAGAGUUGCUGGAUAUGAAUGAAUAUCACAAAUUGGCAAUUGAAACUAUUGAAAAAGUUGGCUUGACGGUAUUCUGGUUAUUAAGGGGACCAUUUCCUCGGGUAGAUAAUUUCACAUAGCAUUGAAAUUAAAAUUAUUCCAUGUAGGCUUUCAUGAAGUAAUUUCAGUCAUGUGAUAAAAAAGGGUGAUGUAAUUUUUAUGAUAAGAAAUUGAAGUGUUCGAGAAAAUGUGACCUGCGCUCUUAGUGCGAGAAAUAUGUUCAGCAUGGAAGAGUCAUCCUGUGAACAGUUCCAAUUGUUUUGACCUGCUCGGAUUGGAGGUGUGGCAUUCUGGCUGUUCUUUCUGAGAGAUUACUGCAGCUUUUAGUAAUAAUUGCCUGACACUCGGAGGUUAAGCCACCGAGUAUCAUAUCCUAGUUAAUGCCUGUGAUGCUUUCAUCCCUCGUUUUGAGAGAGUGUGUCACAGCUGACAAGUUUAUUUGCACUUGGUGUUUGUGCUAUACACUGGUUAGUGUCCCUGUAAAUGUACAUAUUACCUACACUGUAUCAUGUAAUUAUUAAGCUGUUUGUGUAUACAUUUGUCAGAUACUAUUGCUUUGAUUUGUUAUUGAUAUAUUUGGUGAAUUGCAAGAAUUAUUUUUUCUACUUAUAAGCCAAACCUUUGUUGCACAUGAAACUCAUUUUUAUUGUGGGAGAUUAAGUUUAUAAAAGCGGUAAAUUAAUUAGCAAAUUUGCUUGGUAAGUAGCAGUAAUUUGAGGAUAGCUGUGCUAGUAGAAAUAUAUAUAUGUCUACAUUUUUUACCAAAAAAUUGGACUUGUGGCUUUGGCAAAACAGUUGAAGGGUAAGCCGUGUCUGAAUCAACCAGCUGUGGCUAUGAGUAUCAUACCUGCCUAUGGGAACUAGCUGUGGCCGUUAGGCACUGGCACAUAACACCCAACAAUUCCAAAAAGAUGGCACUGGAAAGCUGGUGUCCUCCAUUGUCUGUGUGUGAAACCAGGAAACAAGCUCACAGUUGGGGAAGAAAAAUGAUAAAAUCAUUUGCGGAAAAUGGAAUUAGCAUAAAAUUAAUAGUUGGUGUAUAGAUUGUGUAUAAGAAUUUAGAAUGGUACAUAUUAACAAUUGCUUAAAUGUAAAUAGUUUAUUUGUUAUCAAAAUCAUGUUCAAAUAGAGUAAUAUAUUAAUUGCCAUUGGUCAUGGUUAAGUAAAGCUUCUGACUUGUUAAUCGGGAUAAAUCAUGCCAAACCUUUUCUAAAGAACUUCCUUGAAGGUUGUUUGUUAGCACACUUUUUGUUUUUGUAAAUCUCACUGACAAAUCUGAGCAUUUGAUUGGUUGGUCAAAUGAAACACACUCAGCUGAUUGGUUGUAAACAUUUCCCUGAUACGAUGCCAUGAGAGCUAAAAGUUCAAAUCAAAAGUUGAAGUUUUUAUUCCACACGUUCUCCAGAGUAGAUUGGUGCAGCAAAAAUCAGAAAAAUAUUUAUUUAGUCAAAAUCUUUAAUUGGUUUUAAUUGCUAUGAGUGAUAAACAAUUAUACAAAAGCUUAUAAUUCAAGUAUAAAUAUAUUUAAGUUACGCAGAUGUAAUCAUGUAUUCAAACCAUCUUUGUACCAUUUGCAUAAUUUGUCUGUCCUACAUCUGUCUUUGUUUUUUCAACUGAAAGCCUACCCUAUAACUUGAUAGCAAGAAAUACUGUUCUUUUCCAGUUCCCAACAAUUUUUUUUAAUUGUAUGUCUUGGUUUAGUUUCAGGGUUUACGUUGAUGCUCCGUUUUUUGACAAGUACGAGCCCACUCCUUUUUGUUAGCAUCAAUGUGUAUGCGCCAUUGUUCAAAUGAUAUAAAGUAUGAACAGCUUAGAUAUCAGGUAUGAUAUAAACGGCUAAAUUCCACAACAGAUGUAUUUAUAGUUGAUGGCUGAGGCAAUAAAAAUGUUCCAUAAAACUGAGAUUGGA
Molecule: messenger RNA, 9415 nt
Organism: Acanthaster planci (crown-of-thorns starfish)
Lineage: Eukaryota; Metazoa; Echinodermata; Asteroidea; Valvatida; Acanthasteridae
Product: unconventional myosin-Va-like
Biological process (GO): actin filament organization
Cellular component (GO): actin cytoskeleton; myosin complex; cytoplasm
Molecular function (GO): microfilament motor activity; ATP binding; actin filament binding
Source: RefSeq, a predicted model, not a curated record